Haliotis rubra (blacklip abalone) is the source of this 1278-nucleotide messenger RNA. Its product is annotated as cation-dependent mannose-6-phosphate receptor-like. Bases 28 to 786 code for a protein of 252 amino acids. NCBI's taxonomy places the organism in Eukaryota, Metazoa, Mollusca, Gastropoda, Lepetellida, Haliotidae. The transcript has 7 exons. Gene Ontology annotation, cellular component: trans-Golgi network. The record is from RefSeq and is a predicted model, not a curated record.
UUACUGUCAAAUCUGGGUCAACUGGACAUGGCUGUUAUUUGGCUAACUUUGGGGGUGGUGCUCGCCCUGGGGGUGCUGCCAGGGUCCCACGGCAGGCAGUGUGUGGGGGUGGGGCCAUGUAUGUGUGUUUUCGACGACGGUACUGGUACAGCUGAUAUGACGACCACAGGAAAUACUGAUGGAACGCCAAAGUACAGCGACUACACGGCAUUGAACGACAACUACCUCUACUCGUACAACCCAUGCUUCCCGUUCAGUCAAUACUCGUGCUCAGACGCUGCGAUGUGUCAGAGUGACUAUGACGGGAGUUCAUGGCUGACUGGCGACCAGAACUCAGCCGUAUGGUCAUUUGAUGGCACCAACAUCCAGAUAUACUACAGCGCCACCACGGACACCUUGAGGGAGUCCUUCAUCACCGCCAUCUGUGAUGAGACCUACGACGAACCGUUUGUUGAGAUCCAGGGUUCCCAGGGAGUUCCCCAAUAUUACGGCCGUAUAACCUCGAAGUGCGCAUGCGCAGACGGUUGUCACGAGACAAUUUACGUUCCGCCCAGUGACGGCUUGAGCGUAGGGACCAUUCUGCUUAUAAUAGUCAUUGUUGUGAUGGUCGUGUAUCUGGUGGGAGGGGUCACUUACAACAGAUACGUGCGUCAUAACACGGGGAGGGAGGUACUACCCAACACAUCGCUCUGGGGAGCUCUUCCUGGACUUGUCAAGGAUGGUUUUUGCUUCGUCGUCGGCUGUUUCCGAGGAGGAAGUGGAAAAAAGGGAUACGAUAACAUAUGACCGAUCUCACUAACGACAUUAAGCAUCACCUGCAGAUUUAAAACAACUUUGACAGGGAAGAAAACAGAGAUCGUUAUAUUCAUUGUUCGUUCUUUUACAUCACGAAAAUAACACAAGACAAGAAAGUGAGCAAGGACAAUAGUUGGAAUGAAUCUAAGGACAUUUCAUUAAUUUAAAACUAGGGCUGCUAUGAUAAUCGUUAACAAAAUAUCGAUCGAUUAUCGAUCGACAUAACGUUAAGCAAAAAGGACAAAAAUAUCUGAAAGAAAAGGUAUAAUUCUCUUACACUAUAUACACAUUUAGGACUUUAUUCAUGGUCUGCUUCGAAAUAAUGUUCAGGAUGAGGUUUUGUUAAUAAUCCAUGCAAAAAGAAUGUCAGCACUCACCAGUGAUGUGAAACAUAUUAAUUUUUCUAUCACAAAGUCAAUGUAUGCCAUUAUCGAUAACACAAUUUUCAUAUCGAUAAUCAUUAAAUAUGUUUCCUAUCCACGA